This is a messenger RNA of Linum trigynum, 3494 nucleotides long. NCBI's taxonomy places the organism in Eukaryota, Viridiplantae, Streptophyta, Magnoliopsida, Malpighiales, Linaceae. The record is from the annotation of a GenBank genome assembly.
CGUAAGGUUUGAAGCCGGCGAACAUGAUGAUGAGGGGAAAACAAGACAGAGCAGAAGAAGAAGAAGAAGAAGCAGAGGAGGGUUAUGCUUGGAGUGAGUUGCCCGGGGAGCUAUUGGCUCUAGUCAACCAAAGGUUGAUUAAAUUACGACACCGAAUCUGCUUUCGAGCAGUUUGUAAAAGAUGGAGGAAACAAUUGGCAGAGAUGCAGCCUAUAUUGUUCAAUCAAUCAUCUCUUUCGCCGUUGCUGAUGUUACCCUACUGCGGCAGCAGUAGCAAUUGCAGUGACUGCGAAGAUGCUGAUUGUGGUUGCGGCAUCCAGGAACAAGGCUUGCAAUGCCGUCUUUUCCUGGACAUGGCGGGCAACCGAUACCACCACAUUGAUUUUGUGGAAGGCUUCGAGAAAAUCUACUGUCGCGGAUCAGCAUUCGGAUGGCUGUUUAUGUUGCAGCACAUCCCUCUGUUACUAAACCCCCUCACUGGGAAGCAGAUCGCGCUCCCUCCCAUUUCAUCGUUUUCGGACAUGUUGGAGUAUAACCCGGAACGAGUUGGCCAUGAGUAUUUGGUCCAGUAUCCCAACGGCUGGAAAAUAGGAGCAGGCAAGAGAUAUUUGGAGUCCAUGUACAUGGAGAGGGUUGUAAUGUCAGCUGAUCCCGCUACUUCAAAGGAUGACUGCAUUAUCCUGGCCAUCCGGAAUAACAGUAAUACACGGUUAGCUUUCUGCAAGCCCGGAGCGGACAAAUGGACAUUGAUUCCCAAUCCCGAUGGCCACCCAUCGAUUUGCUUCAGGAACACUGUGUUCUGGAGGAACCAAUUCUAUGCUGUGGACACCAAGGGCAAGGUGCUGUGUUGUGAUCUAUCCAAUGAUGAUGCCCCCAGGAUGUCCUUUUUGGCUGCAGAUGUUGAUAUUGUCACUAAUACUUUCUACUUGCUCGUUGGUCCAGCAGAUGAGUUGAUGAUGGUUACCAGAUCCUAUGGCUAUGAAAGAAAUGAUAAUGCUGCUGCUGAUGAGGAGGAGGAUUUUGUCGAUGACGAUGAGGAUUAUGUCUAUAAUGAUGAUUAUGUCGAUGAUGAGAAUUACGUCGAUGAUGAUCAACACAGAGAAGUCGAUGAUCGUGAUGUGAGCGAUGAAGACAGACAACUUGAUCCGUUGGGUAUAGUUUACUUAACUGAUCUCGACUCAGAUGGUGAGGUGGAAAGCUUUGGAACUCAGAACUAUUGGACGACAGGUUUCAUGGUUUACAGGCUCAAUGAAGAUACACACCAAUGGGAGCAUGUCCGUGACAUUGGUGAUUUCGCCUUCUUCCUGGGUUUUAAUGCUCCUAUAUGUCGCUCUACCAAAGAUUAUCCGGGAUUCAAAUCGAAUUGCAUCUACUUUACAGAUGAUCAUUCAAGUGGACACAGAAGACGGAGGUUUGGAGGUCAUGAUAUGGGCAUUUACAAUCUUAGCAACGGUUCUGUUGAAUCAAUUCUCUCUUCGAACUUAUACAAACAUACUUUGAUUUGGCCUCCACCCGUAUGGAUUUUACCUUAAUUAUGAGUAGCUGAUUUAGAAACAUUGAAAGAAAUAAAACCCCCAACAUCCCAUUUACUGUUUUACUAUACCAUGUUUACUGUUAUAGCCUGGAGUGGGCUCGGGUGUGGGCGGGUGCACAUGUUCUCUACUUGGCUUUGGAUUGUUCUAUGCUUUGGACUACUUUCGAGAAUUCUAGUUGGACUUUGGAGGAAGAAUAAACUCUUUCUGGUCGCGUUGAGACUUGAGACUAUAGAGAAAAGAAAAUUCAUUUAUCGUUGCCCGUUCCUCACGUUGAUCAUGCGCAGGCAUUUGUAUCCCAUCUGCCUUAUUUUUUUUUGCUUUUGGAGAUUGUGAUCGUGGGUGCAGAUACUUUCACGGUGUCCAAGGCGAUAGAAACAUUUUGAUAGGUUGGGACUGGCAUAUACUAUUAGGCGGCAGGCGCGAUAUGAUAGAACUUGGUAUUAGGGUUCUAUCGGAUCUGAUUGUGAGAUUGGGAAUUAGGGAUUUAAGAAUAGAAUUAGAGAUUUGAGAAGAGAAGGAUAGAGAAUCGGCCUAGGCCUUUAGAGGGAUUGAGAACGAGAAUUGAGAGGAUUGGAGGAAUAGGAUUUAGGAGAUUGUUUUCUUAAUAUUCUUCUUGACUAAUUAUGAAUGAAGGACCAAUUACAUAUUUGUAGCGAAAGACUAGAAAAACCUAAUAAACUAUCCUAAUACGACUCAAAGACUACUAUCCUUAAUAAUAAUAACCAUAAUAAUAAUAAUAACAAUGGAAACCGUAGGUUUCCAUCAUCUCCUCCCUCUUGAGACCAACCUUGCCCUCAAGGUUGAUCGACUUGACCGACUCUUCCACGAGAUUUGAUUGUCGGCUCCAUUGUACUUUGUGUUUCCUUCUCCAAUCGCGCUCGACCCCUCGAACGAACUCAUCUCGCACAACUCCAACCUUCCUUGACCCUUUUCGAACAAUGUGACACAUGUCACGUUCUUCAUAGCCGAACAAGUGUUUAUUAUUUCCGCCCGCAGCAACACAUACCGAAAUUUGGGAAACUGUAGCACUUACCGAAACCGUUUUAAUCGGCAAACGGUAAUACCGAUUCUUCUCGGUUAGGAAAAAAUCCCUAAAUAUACAUAAAAUAAAAUAAAAAAUUCUAAACUACCACACUUAUAAAUAUUUUUCCAAAAUACCUAAGGUUGGAGUGGUUCGAGUUUGAGGAACUCGAACUAUUAACUGGUUCGACUGUAGGAGACUCGAUCCUGACGUAGAUCGAUGAUGUAAGUCUCGAACCAUGUGGAGCUGAAGUGGUUCGAGUUCAAUGAACUCAAACUACUCCUUUGAAAUUUCUAACAACCUUAACUUUGUGCUCAGUUAUCCGAUCGUAGCAAAUUUUUUUUUUCAUUUCGCAUAACUUUUCGAGUACUACAACUUUCAUAAUAGAAAUAUUUUCAGAAUAUAUGUGAAAAUGUGAAAAUUAAAGUUAAAGUUAUUCCCAAAACCCCUUAUAUUGAAAAAUAUUCCUUUUUUGAAAAUUUAUUUCUAGUAAAUGUUGUAGUACUCAAAAUUAUACGAAAUAAAAAAAAAACUUUGUGAUGUUCGGAUUGCGGAGCAUAAACUAUGAUCCUCCAAAGUUUGACAAAUUUGAAAAUUUGCUCGUUAAUGGGUAGCAAAUGACGUUUUCUAGGAAGAUGGCCAUAAAAAAAUUGCUCGUUUGGAAAAAUAUUGCUCAUUUAGCAGAAAUUCCCUAUGUAUAAAAAAACUUCUCGUGCCUUUGCCCCUAGAAAACGUCAUUUGUUACACCUAAAUGAGCAAUUUUCGAUUUUGUCAAACUUUGGAGGAUUAUAACUUUGUGCUUCGGAAUCCGAACUUCGCAAAGUUUUUUUUAUUUUGCAUAAUUUUUUUAGUACUACAACAUUUACUAGAAAUAAAUUUUCAAAAUAGGAAAAUAUGUUAUUAUAAGGGGGUUUUGGGAAUAAAUUUAACUUUGAUUU